Molecule: messenger RNA, 2121 nt
Organism: Hyalella azteca
Lineage: Eukaryota; Metazoa; Arthropoda; Malacostraca; Amphipoda; Hyalellidae
Product: RYamide receptor
Exons: 4
Coding region: 29-1516 (495 amino acids)
Biological process (GO): neuropeptide signaling pathway
Cellular component (GO): membrane
Molecular function (GO): neuropeptide Y receptor activity
Source: RefSeq, a predicted model, not a curated record
UUUGACGAUCGUUCUACUAAUUGCCGACAUGGAGAGUCUUGAAGAUAUUCGUUACAUGAGAUGGCAUCAGCUGAGUUGCAACGCUAGCAGGAUAGCAACAGCAACCUUAAAUUCGUGCAAUAUGCAACGCUGGAACCACACCAGCCCCACACCCACAGUCAGCUUCAACUACUCUUUCACAUCUUCAUUUGAAAAUAUCAGUCUUGAGGACUUUUCGUGUAGUGGCCAAAUAAAAACCCCGAAUUUAAGUGACAUGUUGAAUUUUGCAUGCGACAAAUGCUCGCCGUUACAAGAGCCACAAGUCAAAGAGCUUUGGCGGCAAGGGAUUUGCCAGCAUCCUUCCAGCACCAUCUUCAACGUGGUCGUCUUCUGCCUCUACGUAGCCGUGCUAGUGGCCGCUGUAAUCGGCAACACGCUUGUGGUCUUCGUUGUCGGUGGAACAGCCAAAAUGAGAACCGUGACCAAUUACUUCAUCCUGAACCUUGCCGUUGGGGACUUGCUGAUGGCAAUAUUUUGCAUACCCUUCACCUUCGCCACCACCAUCAUCCUGCAGUACUGGCCCUUCGGAGCGGCCAUGUGCGUCGUCCUCAACUACCUCCAGGGCGUGACGGUGUUCGUGUCAGCGUACUCGCUGGUGGCGAUCAGCAUAGACCGCUACCUUGCCAUCAUCUACCCGCUCCGUCCGCGCAUGACGAGGCUCCAGGCCCGCGUCAUCAUCUGGCUGGUGUGGGUCCUCGCUAUCGUCACCACCGCCCCUCUCGCAGUCUUCUCACAGCUCAAAGAACCUGACGAUAACUACUACAAGAUCUACGAGCUGAAGGUCUGCAUGGAGGACUGGGGGGAAGGUUCUGAGCAAAGACAGGCGUCGUAUUCGGCCACGUUGAUGUUGCUGCAGUACGUGUUGCCGGUCGCGGUGCUUAUCUUCACCUACACAAGGAUCGGCAUUGUAGUUUGGGGCAAGAAGUCGCUGGGAGAGACUCCCGCCAGGCACGACAGAAUCGCCAGGAGUAAAAGGAAGAUGAUCAAGAUGAUGGUGGUCGUGGUGCUGGUAUACACGCUCUGCUGGCUGCCGUUCAACGUCUUAAUGGUGGUGCGUUCAGUGAAGUCAUCAGUAGACGGUUGGCCGGGGAUGAUAUACCUGUGGACGGCACUUCAUUGGCUUGCCAUGUCACACACUUGCUACAACCCCAUCAUCCUGUGCUGGAUGAACAAUAAGUUCCGGUCUGGUUUCUGCUACAUCGGCUACCACUUCCCCUGCCUGCGUCGCUUGGUCGACUCGUGCUUCAUGACGAAGAGAAAGGAAGAUCUCAUGAGGGCGACAACCCUAACUUCAACUCAAGGCAGUUCGCGAAGAUCCAGACUCAUCGUCACCAUAUCUCUAAAGGACGACUCAAUCAUCUUCAAAAGCCGUCACUGUAACGGAGCUUCAACCUCAACUCAGGACUGUCAAUCUAAUUUAGGUCCUAGGAAAUUCCUGAACGCGCUAGAAGAGAGCAGUUCUGACUCAAGAUUGUGAUGCGGAUCGCACUCCAUACACAAGACCAAAUCAUGUAAAUAUUGCCAAGGCACCGUAAAGCAAACUGAUGGCACAAGUGAUCGUUGUCGGGAGGAUCGGGAGGUAAAGUCGAGUGUGAAGACGACAAGAGAAGCGCUGGGAGACUUGGAAUGGCUUCCCCUCAACCUCCUCACGUCGUGAACGUUCAUUUAUAUCACUUCUCAAAUGUAAUUAAUGAUCUUGUAGUACGUCUAGAUGGUGUAGUCACACGUUGUAGAUGCAAAUCAAUGCUGCUUAGACUGUAAAUUGUUUACAUAACAUCAAUGCAUAGAUUUAUCGAAAUUAAAAGGCUUUGACAAGGAUUUUUACAUAAUUUACUUUCACGAUCAUUUCGAACAUUUCUUCUGGAUUAAGCCAAAUUAUAAUGAAAAUCCAUAUGAAAAUUCACAAGAUUAUUGUUUCGUUUGCAAAUUUGUCUUUUAAUGUUUUAAGCUCUUAUUUAGUUUGGGUAAAACGUCUGCCAAACCAUGAGGGACCGAAGCUUCGAAGUUCAUUUUAAUUUAAUAAUUUGCGACGUUAAGAUGACGCUUUGCAUUAUGUAUAUGAGGCUCAUGUUUACCUUGAAU